This is a messenger RNA of Arachis ipaensis, 1500 nucleotides long. Its product is annotated as F-box protein At1g80960-like. Gene Ontology annotation, molecular function: protein binding. NCBI's taxonomy places the organism in Eukaryota, Viridiplantae, Streptophyta, Magnoliopsida, Fabales, Fabaceae. The record is from RefSeq and is a predicted model, not a curated record.
AUGGCAAGCGAAACUAAAAUCAUGAAAAAAGAAGAAGAUGAAACUGCCCUUCAUGCACCAUCAGACAGGCUCAGCUACCUACCAAACGAGCUGUUGACUAUGGUCAUCUCUUCCCUCUCCGUCGCUGAAGCCGCGAGGACAAGCACCCUGGCGAAAUCAUGGCAGGGAUUGUGGAGGCACGCCGAACGUCUCGAAUUCGAUGAAACUACCAUGCCAAGGCCUUCCAUAUUGCCUAAGAAAAGACAGAUUGGUACUGGUAGCCUAUAUGGCACUGUCAUAUGUAUGGUCUUUAAUAGCUAUGUUGGUGAUUUAACAAGUGUUAGCUUCAAACACUUCCCUAGGAGUAUUGCCGUUGGCGAAUUGGACUUUUGGGUUGACUUUGUUCUGAAUAAAUUCAGAAAGAUAAAUUCUUUGAGCUUAGAAUGUGAGCGUUUGGUUCCAGAACCUGAACCCCCAUUUUUUCUUAUGGGAUCUAAAUCAGUCAAACUUAAUUUCCGCCCUAUGGAUUCUUCAAACCUGAAUUCAUUAGAGUUGACCAAUUACACGAUGACUACGUCAACGCCAGAAGCUUUGAAUGGGUGUGGCUGGAAAUUGAAAAUCCUAAAGUUGAAGAACAUGCGUAUGAGCGAUGACGUCAUCAAUGGUGUUUUGCGCAAAUGUUUGGGUUUGGAGAGUUUGAGUAUUGUUGAGUCAAAGGGGUUUAAGACACUUAAGAUCAACAAUCCAUGGCUUAAGUUCUUGGAGCUUGGGUGGUUGAUUGUGAAUGAGGUUAAUCUUAGUGUUGAGAGACUUGAAACCUUGGUUGUUGAUUCUUUAAUGUGUCCACCAAAGGGUUUGAAAAUCUAUACCGUUAACCUGAAGAUUUUCCACCUUUCUUGCAACUCAAUUGCUCAAAGAAUGCGUAUCCGGCGUUCAUAUAACCAACCUCUUUUGAAAACGCAAGAUAUUUUUGAAUAUUGCACUGAUCUUUUGGGAUAUAAUUCAUUCAACAUUUUUCAAAAUAUAUUGAUUGCGUCAAUUGACUUGGAUUUGAAUAACAUAAGAGAAUCUAUGGCACUUUCCUACAUACUAAGAUUAUCCCUCUGCCUUGAAACUCUUGAAAUAACAAUACCGCCGGUAGAGGAAGACGAUUUUUUGGCGGGUGCAAAUAAUUCUUAUGAUAAUGUCUGUUUGUCAUUUCCAACGUCAAUGUUCUGGGAGAGGAACAACCUGUACAAUUGUAUGAAUCACACAUUAAAGUUUGUAACCAUAAAAGGAUUCACAGGAAAAGAACAAGAGGUCAAAUUUAUCCAGCACAUCAUAAAAAAUGCCACAACAAUAAAAAAGAUUACCAUAAUCAGUGAUUCAGCAACAAUAUUGAAAGAGGCAGAAGCUCUUCUUAUAUUACCAAGAAAUUCAAUUUACCUCUCCAUAAUAUUCAAGUCAGAAUCGGAUGAUGUUGCUCAGCUCACUUCCCAAGUCAAUAAUAAGAUGUCAUUUUUAGACUCGGAGGAGUAUUAG